This is a messenger RNA of Annulohypoxylon maeteangense, 5756 nucleotides long. Its product is annotated as putative myosin MYO2. NCBI's taxonomy places the organism in Eukaryota, Fungi, Ascomycota, Sordariomycetes, Xylariales, Hypoxylaceae. The record is from RefSeq and is a predicted model, not a curated record. Gene Ontology annotation, biological process: vesicle transport along actin filament; actin filament organization. Gene Ontology annotation, cellular component: myosin complex; cytoplasm; actin cytoskeleton. The coding region runs from base 488 to 5215 and encodes 1575 amino acids. Gene Ontology annotation, molecular function: actin filament binding; microfilament motor activity; ATP binding. The transcript is spliced from 7 exons.
CACUGAUCCAAGUACAGCUGUAGUGGAUGGUGGACAUGUCAUAAUCGCUAAGAUAUUGCAUUGUGCAUUACAACGGUACACAAUAUCACAACGCGAACACUGAAACUGGCCAUCACACUUUUUUUUUCUUUAGUUGUGGGCAAGCAUAUCAACAUCUUCUCCGUUGAACGGCCUGCUUCAUCUAGGUCAACUUAGCUCAACUUUGCUACUCUGGGUCCCGUUCCUCUUUAUUUAUAGGCUUAUACCUAUAGGUACCAGUCUAGUGGCUAUAGGAUUCGAUUAGAUAGUACUUACCUCACCGUUUGUCGUUUGUGUCCGCCCAAUUCGAACCCUCGAAACCUCAAAACCACAAACCUCGGCCGACCGACACGAAUGCCUUGUGCUAUCGCUCUCCCCUAAUAAAUAUACUGCCAUCAUAACGUCUCUUGCGACACGAACAACCCAACUAUUUCUUUUUAAACUUGCACCGACCUGACAUCAGCCUCUCAUGUCGCAUAGCUACGAUGUCGGUACGAGAGUUUGGCAGCCAGAUGUCACCGAGGGCUGGGUGGCAUCUGAGGUUGUCAAGAAGACAGUAGAUGGUGAUAAGGUCACUUUGGUCUUCAAGUUAGAGAAUGAAGAGACCAAAACGAUAACGCUCUCUGCGGAGGCUUUGCAAAAUUCUAACGACACCACGUUACCCCCGUUAAUGAACCCUGCCAUGUUAGAAGCCAGUGACGAUUUAACGAAUCUAUCUCACUUGAACGAACCUGCAGUGCUUCAAGCAAUCCGUCUUCGAUAUGCGCAGAAGGAAAUCUACACAUACAGUGGUAUAGUGUUGAUAGCCACAAAUCCCUUUGCUCGAGUCGAUUCUCUCUAUGUCCCGGGCAUGGUCCAAGUAUAUGCUGGCAGGCAGAGGGAGACGCAAGCCCCCCAUCUGUUUGCCAUCGCCGAGGAGGCGUUCAUGAAAAUGAUAAAAGAUGGGAGGAAUCAAACUGUCGUCGUAUCGGGAGAGUCUGGUGCGGGAAAGACAGUUAGUGCGAAGUACAUCAUGAGGUAUUUUGCUACAAGAGAAUCGCCAGAUAAUCCGGGGAGCCGAUCUAAGAAAGGUGCCGAUGCUAUGAGCGAGACGGAAGAGCAAAUUUUGGCGACCAAUCCUAUCAUGGAAGCAUUUGGUAACGCCAAAACCACCCGAAACGACAACUCUUCGCGAUUUGGAAAGUACAUAGAAAUCAUGUUCGACAGCAAGACAAACAUUAUUGGUGCUAGGAUUCGGACGUACCUCCUCGAACGGUCACGACUUGUGUUCCAGCCCCUAAAAGAAAGGAAUUACCACAUUUUCUACCAAUUUUUGGCCGGAGCGACAGAUAAAGAGCGACAGGAUCUAACCCUCUUGCCGGUAGAGCAGUUUGAUUACCUUAACCAGGGAAACUCGCCUACUAUCGAUGGGGUAGACGAUAAAGCCGAAUUCUUAGCUACCAAGAGCUCCCUCAAGACUAUCGGUGUCGACGAGACUCAGCAGUCGGGUAUCUUCAAUCUUCUAGCUGGUCUACUGCACCUGGGCAACGUUAAAAUCGGUGCCUCCAGAACCGACAGCGUCCUAGCUCCCACGGAGACCUCUUUAGAGCGUGCUUGUGCUAUCCUCGGAAUCGAUAAUGUAAAUUUCGCCAAGUGGAUUGUCAAAAAACAACUGGUUACCCGUGGCGAGAAGAUCGUUUCAAACUUGACACAGCAGCAGGCUCUCGUCGUACGAGACUCUGUUGCUAAAUAUAUUUAUUCAAGUCUUUUUGAUUGGCUGGUGGAGGUCAUCAAUAGGAGUCUUGCAACUGACGAGGUUUUGAGCCGUGUCUCCUCCUUCAUCGGUGUCCUUGAUAUUUACGGUUUCGAGCAUUUUGCCAAGAACUCUUUCGAGCAGUUUUGCAUCAACUACGCCAAUGAAAAACUACAGCAGCAGUUUAACUCUCACGUGUUUAGGCUGGAACAGGAAGAGUACGUGAGGGAACAGAUAGACUGGAAAUUCAUCGAGUUCUCUGAUAACCAGCCAUGCAUCGAUUUGAUUGAAGGGCGACUAGGUAUUCUUUCACUUCUCGAUGAAGAGUCUAGGUUACCUAUGGGUGCGGACGAGCAAUUCGUCACCAAGCUACACCACAACUUUUCUGGGGAUAAGAACAAGUUCUACAAGAAGCCUAGGUUUGGCAAAUCCUCCUUCACCGUCUGUCAUUAUGCCGUCGAUGUCACAUACGAAUCGGAGGGCUUCAUCGAGAAGAACAGAGAUACAGUGCCCGAUGAGCACAUGGAAAUUCUCCGUGCGACGACGAACAAAUUCCUUAGCCGAGUGCUCGCCGCAGCAUCCGCCGUCCGUGAGAAGGACGUCGCCUCUUCCGGCUCCGCAGUCGCCAAGCCUACGGCAGGGAGGAAGAUAGGAGUUGCUGUUAACCGCAAGCCAACUCUUGGCGGCAUCUUCCGUUCUUCACUUAUCGAGCUUAUGUCUACGAUCGGAAAUACCAAUGUUCACUAUAUUCGUUGCAUUAAACCUAACGAGGCCAAGGUCGCGUGGAAAUUUGAAGGUCCCAUGGUUCUCAGCCAACUGAGAGCCUGUGGUGUCCUCGAAACUAUCCGCAUUAGCUGUGCUGGUUACCCAGGACGAUGGACCUACGAAGAAUUUGCUCUGCGAUACUACCUAUUGAUUCCGUCGAGCCGAUGGCAGACUGAGAUCAGACAGUUGGUGAAGGAGAUUCUCGGCCAGGCGCUCGGUUCGCUUACCGGCACUGGAACCGACAGCUACCAACUCGGGUUGACCAAGGUCUUCUUCCGUGCUGGUAUGCUUGCCCAUUUGGAGAACCUCCGCCAAAGCCGUAUGAGUGAGGCUGCUAUCUUGAUCCAGAAGAAUUUGAAGGCCAAGUACUACCGCCGUAAGUAUCUUGAGGCACGAGAGGCUAUUGUCUGCUUCCAAUCACUCGCCAGAGCUCGCGGGAUCAGAGUCAAGGCUCAGGAAUUGCGUACCGUCAAAGCUGCAACAACUAUUCAAAGAGUAUGGAAGGGGUCAAAGCAACGAAAGGCGUUCCAGCGGAUCCGAAGCAGCGUUAUACUGGUACAGGCCGUCGCCAAGGGUUACCUGCGGAGAAAGGAGAUUAUGGAAACCCGGGUUGGAAAUGCUGUCAUUCUCAUCCAGCGCGUGUGGCGAUCAAGGCGACAGGUCCAGACAUGGAGAAGUUACCGCAAGAAGGUUACCUUGGUCCAAAGUCUGUGGCGUGGAAGACAGGCAAGGAAGGAGUACAAGACAAUGCGCGAGGAGGCUCGCGAUCUGAAGCAAAUUUCCUACAAAUUGGAAAACAAGGUUGUCGAACUUACGCAGUCAUUGGGUACUAUGAAGUCCGCGAACAAGACCCUCCAGAGCCAGGUAGAGAACUACGAAAGUCAAAUCAAGUCCUGGAAGAGCCGUCACAAUGCGCUCGAGACCCGGACGAAGGAGCUUCAGGCGGAAGCCAACCAAGCUGGUAUUGCCGUAGCCAAGUUACAGGCCAUGGAAGAAGAGAUGAAGAAGCUCCAGCACAACUUCGACGAGUCUACUUCAAGCGUCAAACGCAUGCAAGAGGAAGAACGGGAACUGAAGGAGUCUCUGCGAACCGCCAACGCCGAGGUGGACCGUAUCAAGCGGGAGAGUACUCUCCACGAAAACGAGAAGAUGACCUUGCGGGAGCAACUCGCACAAAUGUCCGAGGAGCUCGAGUUGGCCAAGCGAUCUGCGCCAAUCAACGGAGAGAUCAUCAACGGCAACGGCGUUGCUCCGGUCAAUGGUUUGAUCAACCUAGUAUCCUCCAAGAAGCCGAAGCGACGAAGCGCGGGCGCAGAACCCAGCGGAAUGAUGGACCGCUUCAGUGCCGCGUACAACCCCCGUCCAGUAUCCAUGGCUGUUACCAGCGGAGCCCACCGUCCUGGCGCUGGCUACGUUCCGGGAGUCGACACUAUCGAAAUGGAAUUGGAGAACUUGCUUGCUGACGAGGAUGGCUUGAACGAUGAAGUCACCCUGGGUCUAAUUAAGAAUCUGAAGAUCCCCUCGCCAAACACCAACCCGCCACCAUCAGACAAGGAGGUUCUCUUCCCCUCUUAUCUCAUCAACCUCGUUACCUCGGAGAUGUGGAACAAUGGCUUCGUUAAGGAGUCGGAGAGGUUCCUGGCCAACGUUAUGCAGUCCAUCCAGCAGGAGGUUAUGCACUACGAAGGAGAUGAUGCAAUCAACCCUGGUUCCUUCUGGCUAUCUAACGUGCACGAGAUGCUCUCGUUCGUGUUCCUUGCUGAGGAUUGGUACGAGGCUCAAAAGACAGACAAUUAUGAGUACGAUCGUCUGCUGGAGAUUGUCAAGCACGAUCUUGAGAGUUUGGAAUUCAACAUCUAUCACACUUGGAUGAAGAUUCUCAAGAAGAAGCUACAGAAGAUGAUCAUCCCGGCUAUCAUUGAGUCUCAGUCUCUUCCCGGCUUCGUCACGAAUGAAAGUAACAGAUUCCUCGGCAAGCUACUGGCGACGAACUCGCAGCCUGCUUAUAGCAUGGAUAACCUUCUAAGUCUGCUUAACAACGUCUUUAGGGCGAUGAAGGCUUACUACCUGGAGGACAGCAUUAUUACUCAAACCGUCACCGAACUUCUCAAGUUGGUUGGCGUCACUGCCUUCAACGACCUUCUCAUGCGGAGGAAUUUCCUAUCGUGGAAGCGUGGUCUGCAGAUCAACUACAAUAUUACUCGAAUUGAAGAGUGGUGCAAGAGCCACGAUAUGCCCGAAGGCACCCUACAGCUUGAACAUCUCAUGCAAGCUACAAAGCUCCUACAGCUUAAGAAGGCGACUCUGAACGAUAUCGAGAUCAUCCAAGACAUCUGCUGGAUGCUCUCCCCCAACCAAAUUCAGAAAUUACUGAACCAGUACCUCGUCGCCGAUUACGAGCAGCCCAUCAAUGGAGAAAUCAUGAAGGCCGUAGCAUCGAGGGUGACGGAGAAGAGCGAUGUUCUUCUGUUGGCAGCUGUCGAUAUGGACGACAGUGGACCGUAUGAGAUCGCGGAACCCCGAGCAAUCACCGCCUUGGAGACGUAUACGCCGUCUUGGCUACAAACACCCCGACUAAAGAGGUUAGCCGAGAUAGUAUCUGCGCAGGCCAUUGCUCAACAGGAGAAGAUGGAGGCCGACGAGUACGACGGUGAUGGUGAACUUGCGGAGGUUGACGAAGCCGAGGUCGAUAUCGCGUAGAGCCGCAAUAUCAGAAGAAGCUUCCGGCCAUUCCAAAUCGGAAUUGGGCGCCUCCCCUUGACAAUGCCGGGAUCAAGAAAACUCGGGCGGGUAGGGGUAUCAUGCGGGCAGGUCGAUGUAGAUUUAAAGCAUCCGACAUCACCAAGUCCCAUGGACAGUAAGUAGCACUAGGGCAGCUUGCUCGGAUUGGGACUCGAGCCAAGACGGGCACACAGAUUUAAUGGAUAUCAAGGCACGAUUGAACUAGAAGACUCACGCGGACCAUGGACGGGGGCGUUUGAUGUUUGCCUUUUUUUGUCGACGACUUUUUUUAGACCGGGUCCGCGUGUGAAAUGAGGAGAGUGUACUAAAAAGAGGAAGAAGAUACUGUAAAGCAUCUAGCUAGGUGUAUGGGUUUGUACAUGCGACGAAGAGACCACGCACACAUAACACACAACACAGUCUUGGGGAGGUUUGGCCAUUGUCUAUUCUCUCCACACAACAUCUGAAUUACGAGAUGAUUCCCAGCUCGAUAUUCCAUAUUCAGUUGACAUUUACAUCC